Striga asiatica is the source of this 621-nucleotide messenger RNA. NCBI's taxonomy places the organism in Eukaryota, Viridiplantae, Streptophyta, Magnoliopsida, Lamiales, Orobanchaceae. The record is from the annotation of a GenBank genome assembly.
UGGCUCUUUUUUGGAACCCUUAAUCAAAUUAAUUUAACAAGGAAACCCUUGUUCCAAACCCUUAUUCAAAAUUUCAAGGAUUUGUGGCAAAACCUCCAUCCGUCACCCAAAAAAAAGCCUGAAAACUAUCCUCUCUGUAGAGCUGAGGCUGCAGCUGCUUCAUCCGAUGGGCAAUCUUUGAACGGAGAAAAAAAAGAGCCAAAAUUUAUGGGCAUUGAGAUUGUGACCUUAAAAAAAAUAUUACCCCUCGGGAUGAUGAUUUGGAGUUUCUGCAUGUUCUAUGUUAUGGCUGAGCUUUGGGGUAGUGUGGUUGUCUCUGUCCUGUUUUGGGGGUUUGCUAAUCAGGCUAAAAAAUUCGAUCUUCUAUUUGGGCUUGGAGCUAAUGUUGCACUCAUUUUCUUGGGUCGAACUGUGAAAUACUUCUCUCAGAUUAGACAAAACUCAGGCCCAAGUGUUGAUAGUUGGGCCAUCUCAUUGAAGGGGAUGAUGAGACAAAACUUAGGCCCAGAAGCAUGGUGUAAGGUGCUUCUGAUCUUGCAAAACAAUGAAUUAUUGACAAAGAAAUCCUAUUUAGUUACACCACAUCAGGAAAAUGAGGAGCCCAAGUUGUUUAAGUACUAA